Molecule: messenger RNA, 1995 nt
Organism: Cryptomeria japonica (Japanese cedar)
Lineage: Eukaryota; Viridiplantae; Streptophyta; Pinopsida; Cupressales; Cupressaceae
Product: glycolate oxidase 1-like
Exons: 12
Coding region: 545-1648 (367 amino acids)
Molecular function (GO): FMN binding; oxidoreductase activity
Source: RefSeq, a predicted model, not a curated record
UACGAACUGGCAAAUCCAUCAACUAAAGCAUUUUCUACAUUUGUUCCAAGAAUUGAGCUUUGAAUUUCUUAUCGAGAAGUGGUCAGAAGUGGUCAUGCAUAAAAUUUCUUCUGAAACAAAUUCAAUUUGAUUUAGUUUUUCUUCACUUUGUAAAGACUUAAUGUAAAAGCAGAGUCAUUGAUAUCUGUGCAAUCCAGUUGUUUCCAUUUCAAAGAAAUUCGCCAUCAUUUAUUGUAGGAAAAAAAUUGUAUGGCGAAUAGCUAAGAGUUCCGUGAUUCAAUAUAUGUCUAUUUAGGAUUUGUUUACUCGUUCAACUUGCACAAAUAGCUAAAUUAUUGCUUGUUGCACAUGUGAAUAAAAUUUGAAUAAACAAACCUUUGUACAAAAUUCUAAAUGUUAGAGAUUUCUGGCAACUUUAAAAGAAUCUAGCGAUUAGCAGCAGCUAUCACUGCGCAGCAGUACAGCAUCAUCUUCAUACUGCUGUAGAUAUCACGCUUUCAGGAAGGCAUUGAUAGAAGUAAGUGGGUUGUUGGGGUGAUCAGAUAUGGAGAUCGUCAAUGUUCAAGAUUAUGAAGCCGUGGCCAAGGAAAAGUUACCCAAGAUGGUAUAUGAUUAUUAUGCAUCUGGUGCUGAAGAUCAAUGGACUCUUAAGGAAAACCAAAGGGCCUUUCAAAGAAUAAGGUUUCGACCUCGCAUCUUAGUUGAUGUAUCGAAAAUAGAUACAAGCAGCACUAUGUUGGGAUUCAAGAUAUCAAUGCCUAUCAUGAUUGCUCCAACAGCCAUGCAAAAGAUGGCUCAUCCAGAUGGAGAGUUGGCAACUGCAAGAGCUGCAUCAGCAGCAGGCACUAUAAUGACACUUUCAUCAUGGGCUACAUCUAGCGUUGAAGAAAUUUCCUCAACUGGACCAGGCAUUCGUUUUUUCCAGCUUUAUGUAGUCAAGGAUAGACAUGUGGUUGCACAACUUGUUAGAAGGGCAGAGAAUGCUGGUUUCAAGGCAAUUGCACUCACGGUAGAUGCUCCUCGACUUGGGCGCAGGGAAGCAGACAUUAGAAACAGAUUUGUACUCCCACCACAUCUAACCCUCAGGAACUUUGAGGGCUUGGACCUUGGUAAGAUGGAGAAGACUGAAGACUCUGGACUGACUUCAUAUGUUGCCAAUCAAAUCGACAGAUCACUGAGUUGGAAGGAUAUUAAGUGGCUGCAGACAAUUACGCACUUGCCAAUACUUGUGAAGGGGGUACUUACUGCUGAGGACACAAGGCUAGCUGUCCAAGCAGGUGUAGCAGGCAUAAUUGUUUCCAACCAUGGAGCUCGACAGCUUGAUUAUGUUCCAGCGACAAUAAGCUGCCUUGAAGAGGUUGUAAAUGCUGCACAAGGCCAAGUUCCUGUGUUUCUUGAUGGUGGGGUUCGACGUGGCACAGAUAUUUUCAAGGCACUGGCACUUGGAGCCUCUGGUGUUUUCAUUGGAAGGCCUGUUGUCUUUGCUUUGGCUGCAGAAGGUGAAGCUGGAGUUAAAAAAGUUCUGCAAAUGCUUCGGGAUGAAUUUGAACUCACUAUGUCUUUGGCAGGAUGUUGUUCAGUGAAGGACAUAAACCGUAAUUACAUUCAAACUGAGGCUGACAUGUUUAAGGCUUGGGCAAGGCUGUAACCUGACCCAAGUCAGUGGUUAUCCAGGAAUGCAAUAAUUAUAAGGUAGUUUUUAAGGUAAAUGCUAAGUAAGACAUCAAAUUUAUGUGUGAUAUGUAACAACCUAAAGAAAAUCUUGGGAACAUGUUAUUAUCGCUAGUCAAAAACCUUAAUCUUAAAUAUUGUCCCGAAUACAUCUUAGUUGUUAGUCAAUAUUAAGUGCGCAUGGUGUCAGGUAUCAUAAAAACUUAGAAUAUUCAAUCUAAUUUUACAAGAAUUUGCUGGACGACUCAAGUUGUAGUUACAAGGUAGCAGUGAAGUUACUACCAAUAUCUUUUUACUCCAAUAAAUUGAUUGGCCAACUUUUCC